Molecule: messenger RNA, 2415 nt
Organism: Vanrija pseudolonga
Lineage: Eukaryota; Fungi; Basidiomycota; Tremellomycetes; Trichosporonales; Trichosporonaceae
Exons: 2
Coding region: 1-2415 (804 amino acids)
Source: RefSeq, a predicted model, not a curated record
AUGAAUCUCGCACACUGGGCCAAUCAGGCAGGCUGGAGCGACCGCGAAGCUGUCAAGGGACUGACUCAUCGAGACAUUUGCCAACGGCACACUUUCGGAAACACCUGCACGCUGGCGUCUAUUGUUUGGAAGUAUCACAAGCAACUGUCAGACAUUGUCCAACGGCAUGAGGCUACGAUACAGAAACGUUGGGCGAAGAAGACCAAGGCCCAACGGCUUAGAAUCUUGCUCAGUGCUUGGCCUAAUAUGCUGCCCAUCCACCGGCCUGAGCUUGAGGCUUACAAACGUCGGUCUCCCAACCCCCUCGACGCGGACGAACGGGACGUAUACAUGUUCCCUUAUAUCAAUCAAGAAGACUUGGUCAAACCCAGGACUUUCCCGCUCCUCCUCAACGCUAGGGCUAGGAAUCUUCCUUGCGACUUCGCCGGAGCGGACCUUAAUGCCAUGCAUCUCGGCUCGGUUUUAGGCGUGAUAUCCUGCAAGUACCUCAACGAGCACACCAUGAUGCUCAAUGGCAUGCGCAAUCCCGACGAUUACGGCAAACUGCUAUCCUGGGACGACCACCCUGAAGCCAUGAAGUGGAUGGUCACCAAGCAGUUUCAACCUGGAGACGGCUUACUUGUCCUCGAGGUGCAAGGUCGUAUCCUCGAGUUUCUGGCCAAGUGUGCACAGCAACUCCUUUCCGACAUCCCUAUUGACCGGUUAUUGUCUGAGGAGUAUCCUGUGCUGCCAGAGCCGUCGUUAGCACCCGAAGCAGCGACUUCCUUGGUCAACUCGCUCGCUGACCUCGCCGAGGAGGCCCCGUAUCGCCUGCCGCGCGCCAUCGACUUAGCUCGCAUCGAGUUCCUUUUACAAGCUCGCUAUGAUCAGGCUGUGGACCAUUUGUGGACGCUGCGUGAAGAUCCAGGCUACUUGGCAGAGCAAUACCAUGAACAUGAGCAACAUCGGCACGAAAACAUCCGUGAUACCUUGGGAGGAAAACACCCGAUCUUUGCAGCUUCCCGGGUGGACAACUUCACCAGUCGUGUCGUCCGGGAGAUGAUUCUCCAAGCUUCCUUGCACGUGGUGACGUUCCCGGAGCUACUGGCAGAGUGCCGCUCAUUGAGGCGGCUGCACGCUCGGUACGGCGCCCAACUGAGCCCGCUGGAUGAGCUACCGGAGCCGUACUUGCAAGCCAUCCUCGAGUUUCGACAUCACCUUCAACAAGCGUCCAAGCAGUUGUUCCGCCAACUCAGGAAUUCCGCGCCAUCCUCACCGCCUUUGCGAAAGUAUUGGGCCCGACGACCGACAACCAACAUCGAUAGAAUUGAGGCGUUCCCUCUUGAGGUCUCGGGCGAGCCGCAAGCCCUUGCCGAGCUUCUCUGGUUCCUGCAGACAUUGUGGGAGGAUGGCCAGGUUCUCAGUCGCCUCACUUUCGAAUUCGUCAUCGAGUCUCUGAUCAAGCACAUUGAGACUCAGGCCGAACAAUACGUCACCAACCACCUCGGCACUAUCAUUGCAGACCUGUCUAUCCUAGCCGAGUGCUUGCGGCAGUUGAACUCAUACUACCCGUGGUCCCAGGGCUACAACUUUGCCCUUUUAGACCGGGACAGGAAGGACCGGAUCCGCAGAGCAACGGAUGCUCGCACCGAGGGUUUGGUCAAAGUGCACCUUGCACUGGAUCACAGAAACGAUCUCUCAUUCCUCGCCAUCGCCAACCUCGCGAACCCAGCCCACAACCGAUUCCUGUACCCUGUGGAGAGACGCCGAAGUAAGGAGAACGUCGACAAACUCCGUCAAGCCGAGGCGAAUUUGGAUGAGUUCUGGGGCCACCUUGACGCCCACCUGCGCCGCCACGGCUAUCCCCUGCAGCCCCCGGCUGGGCGAACAUUGCAACGCACCCCAGAAUGGGUGGCUCCUGCCAAGAAGCCGGCUGCUAGUGUCAAGUCGGUGGAAGCUACCUUUUUGGACCUCCGCAUCGGCGCCUCACCGCCCUCUACAACGCCCGAUACGGCGCCCAAGACCAAGAUCAAGACGCGAGGCACAGCUGUGGCGGCCCCAACAGGUGCUGCUCCUGUCCCAGAAGCUGUCGCUACACCCACCGCACCAACUAUACAGUUUGCCGUGGACGCUCGCGCACUCAAGGUUUUCCGCAUCCUCUUCUUCACGCCGAAUGUGAGCGACACGCCAGGGGAAGCGCCAUGGAACGACUUCGUACACGCCAUGAACAGUGUCGGGUUCCAGGCAGAGAAGGUCUAUGGCUCGGUCUGGCAAUUCUGGCCUACCGAUACCGGCAAUGGCGCCAUGCGGUCCAUCCAGUUCCAUGAGCCGCACCCAGUGAGCAAGAUUCCGUUCCGUGAAGCUCGUCGCAUGGGGAGGAGGUUGACAAGGGCUUUUGACUGGACUGUGGAGACGUUUGCCCUUGCUAAGAAAUAA